Messenger RNA from Oncorhynchus kisutch (coho salmon), 1381 nucleotides. RefSeq names its product ints3 and nabp interacting protein (gene inip). The record is from RefSeq and is a predicted model, not a curated record. The transcript has 4 exons. Gene Ontology annotation, biological process: DNA repair. Bases 408 to 728 code for a protein of 106 amino acids. Lineage: Eukaryota; Metazoa; Chordata; Actinopteri; Salmoniformes; Salmonidae. Gene Ontology annotation, cellular component: nucleoplasm; SOSS complex; nucleus.
GAAGAAGAACAAGGAGCAAACAUUUCGCUGCGCCUGCAGAUCUGUGUACUCGACCAAAUAAACGUUGAUUUGAUCGAUAGUCCCCAACUUGACAAAAACGAUCCGCUCGAACGCGCCCUUAGUUGAAGUGGUCACGUUACUUUAUUUUUUGUUGAUACACGAGUUCAACAGAGAAGUAAAACGUAGUUAUGUUUUAGCGGCUUUGUUUCUGUAUAUAGCAACAAAAAUAUAUAUAUUUUUACGUAGAACUCAAGCAUUCUAUUCUUUGUAAUAGUUAUGUAGCUAUUUGAACGACUGGUGAACAUCUGCUUAUCCUUGGUCGAUUUGUCCCAGUGCUAAUGCUAACUAGCUAGCACAGCGCUCUCUCUAUCUUUUGUGUUGUUUAGGCUGCAGUCACUUUCUCUGACAUGGCCUCGCCUGCACCUGGAGCGGGAUUCCAGAACAAGAACCGUGUUGCCAUUUUGGCUGAAUUGGACAAGGAGAAGAGACGCUUGAUACAGAACUCCUCCAUGAAUAACCCUGGAGCCAGCAUCCCUCUCUCCAGACCAGCCCUGAAUAAAGACUUCAGAGACCACGCGGAGCAGCAGCACAUCGCUGCCCAGCAGAAAGCAGCUCUGCAGCAUGCCCAUGCUCACUCUUCUGGAUUCUUCAUCACUCAAGACUCGUCCUUCGGGAACCUGAUCCUCCCGGUGCUGCCCCGUCUAGACCCACCUCCACCAGCAGAAUAACCUUAAGAUGAAAACACCCAACGGCUAAAAGCAGCAGGUGUUUACAGAUCACCUGUUGGGUGUUGACGAAUGGCAGCGGACCACAGAUCACGUGUUGACGAAUGGCAGCGGGGCCACAGAUCACCUGUUGGGUGUUGACGAAUGGCAGCGGACCACAGAUCGGCCCUCAUUUUUCCCAACGAUUUUGUUGAAUUGCCACUGUUCGUCGACACACGGCACAUCGUUUAGUGCACAUGGCCGACGUUUGUUUCUGGUGUUUUCUCCACGAACAGACAUAGUGACAACACUUUGUUACAAGGACUUUCUGAACAAGGUCUUGGAUUGUUUGUUGAAGCUAAGGGUCAUGUUAUUUCUGUCUAUUUUUGGUGCACCGUACAUCAUGUGGUUUUGAAAGACAAAUGUCAUUUUUCUAACAUUUUUUAUAAAUGGAAAAAAGGCCUAAUCAAAUAAAGAUCAAGUCAACAACAACAUUUGGACCUUUUACUUGGGAAUUUGCAAACUCAUUAUAUUAAACCCAGACGUUAUAUUGUUACAACAUAGAAGGAACCAGGGUUUAAUGUUUACGGAAUUUGAUGACAAAGCAAAUCAAUUACGUUACCAGCAAAAAUAUUGUAAUUGGAUUACAGAUACUUUUGAAUAAACUAUUGAAAUUA